GCUUGCCAGGGCGGAGACAUGCGGCUGUCAUGAAGGCGAGGGCGUACUACGCUCUCGUGGGGUUCCUGCUGCUGGGAUUUGGUAACGGGGCAGGCGCAGCGGGAAGCGGCGCGUGUCUCCCCCUGCCGGCGGUCAUGUCGGCGUCGGGCAAGCCGUCCCCCUGGAGCGAGAAGGGCGCUGGCGAGCACGUGUUGGACGAGGCCACGAUGGCGGCGCUCUGCCUGGGAGACCACGUGGCGCGCUUGCUCAUCAGGGCGGUGCAGGUGGAGAACAGCUGCAGCGUGCUCUGCACCCCGGCGCGGGGGCAUGGCUACCAUGUGAACAUCACGGACGGUCUCUCGUGCGGCGUCGAGAAGGUUUGCAUUCGAACCGAGUGCCGCCGGCAGCCUUCUGUGACCGAGUCAGACCUGUGCAAGAGUGUGCACCCAUACCAGGCAUCGCAGGCCUCGGGAUACGACGAAUGCCAAUUCCUAUGCUACGUGAAACACCGGCGGACACCGUAUCGCUACUGCCGGCCACCAGGUACCGCAUGCACCAAGAACAGUGGGAGGCCGGGAACGUGCAACGUCCUGGGAUACUGCAUGAGCAACGUGUGAAACCUCGCAGGGAUGGCUGUCAAGUCCCAAAUAAACGAAUGUCUUG
Messenger RNA from Dermacentor silvarum, 642 nucleotides. RefSeq lists its product as uncharacterized. The transcript is spliced from 6 exons. The record is from RefSeq and is a predicted model, not a curated record. NCBI's taxonomy places the organism in Eukaryota, Metazoa, Arthropoda, Arachnida, Ixodida, Ixodidae. Bases 30 to 596 code for a protein of 188 amino acids.